Messenger RNA from Penicillium hordei, 1212 nucleotides. RefSeq lists its product as uncharacterized. The transcript is spliced from 2 exons. The record is from RefSeq and is a predicted model, not a curated record. Bases 1 to 1212 code for a protein of 403 amino acids. NCBI's taxonomy places the organism in Eukaryota, Fungi, Ascomycota, Eurotiomycetes, Eurotiales, Aspergillaceae.
AUGUCUUCCCCUGAUAAGAAUGCUUCCUUGGACAACCUUCUUCGCCGGACUAACUUUGACUGGGCUGAAGAUGUUGAAGACACUGUAGCUAAGGCUAAUCUACCUAUGGCCAUGUCGAAGCCUAUUGAUUACCGUGUGCCCAAGCCUGCCUGGUAUGAUGAAUGUUUCCCGACCCCCAACCAUGUUCCCACCCCCCAAUUCCAGCCAUCCUGUUCAACCCUAUACGAAGAGGUGUGGGAUGAGCUGUGGGGCUGGGCUCAUGGAACUACAGAUUCCACCUCAAGCUCACCCGAAGAAACCCAGACUGAGUUCAAUGAGACCACUAGUGCAUCUUCGUGUUACGAGGAGCCAUUCCCCAAAGACGGGUUUCGUCGGGAGCGAUUGAUACCCAACGCCGAAUCCGAAGUCUAUUCGAUUGCACAGCAGUCUGUCAAUGACAUCUUUGCUGACCGUCAAGCCUGGAUGGAAGCCGACGAGGAAAUUCAUCAUUUCAACUGGAUGGGAGUGCGAGCUUACACCCAUAGCGCAACUUCCCCCAGUGAUUCGCUUGCCAUAAUAUUAGCGAACCCUAAGAAUCCCCAAGGAAGCGCCACCUGGAGAAUUCUAUCACUUCUGAACCGAGCGGGAGACUACGUAGACCCUAUUCUUGUACUUCUGGAUGGCACCGACAAUGCGUUGUUCGAGCUCCGGGGAUCAGAGCUUGUACGUGCAUCCACUGGACGUGUCUUCAAGUAUUAUUCUCCCCAUGGGAGAUGGAUGGAUGAUCCGGAAGAUCCGAGCGAUGAAACUACGAUCGAUUUUGGCGAUGUGCGGACUUACGAUGCCCCAGAUUUGGCCAUUGGAAAUGGCUUCGUGGAGUCCAGUGCUAUUCGAUCAGUGUCCCAGUGGGCAGAGUCUCGGAACCAAGCCUGUGAUGACUCUUGGGGUGGGCUUCCGCGGAGGCCGACUUGGGAGCCGAAGCCUUCACCUUUGAGCCAAUACGAAUCCAUCUUACCAGAGAUAACCCCCAAUGUACCGCAGCCAGAGACCACCAAGGAAACAAAGAAGCCACCUCGCAAGAUAACGACUUGUAUUGUUGGGACACCACCUGAAGAGUAUUUUUCUUUCCCAACUCCUGUUUUUAAUCGUCGUAGGGGAAUCAAGUACGCAUUUGCAAAGGCUUGUCAGGGACUGGUAUCAGCGCUCAUAUCAUUGAAAGGUAAGUUCAGUUAG